Xenia sp. Carnegie-2017 is the source of this 2102-nucleotide messenger RNA. RefSeq lists its product as uncharacterized. The record is from RefSeq and is a predicted model, not a curated record. The transcript is spliced from 3 exons. The coding region runs from base 234 to 1427 and encodes 397 amino acids. Lineage: Eukaryota; Metazoa; Cnidaria; Anthozoa; Malacalcyonacea; Xeniidae.
GAAAUCUGGUGCCGAGAGUGAACCUAGCCAAACGUCAUGAACACUUCGUAGAGAAACUCAAAACAUGGAGUAAUAAAGUGCAAUAAAUCUGGAGCAUAUUUCUUUGUUUGAUUCAUUUGGUAAAGUUUUUGAAAGCGAGACUUGGUUGAAUAUUCAGGUUAUCCUUAUUUAGCUCUGAGUGGCCUUUUUGAUUGUCCUCUCCGAGUCAAAAUUGUCAAGAAUUAUGAAGGGAUAUGAGUGAGCAAGAAACCUUCAAUAAAACUGGUGUGAACGACUCGACUGAUGUCGCUCAGAUCAUAGAAGAAAAGCCUGUGGACAGUUCGGAAAAAAUAAGUAAUGAUUUAAAACUGCCAGUAUCUACCGAGGUAGAGUCCAAGAACGCAAAUAGUUUUCAAUCAACAGUCAAGACCGAUUCGGAUGAUAAAAAUAUUGAUACACGAGCGGAUGAGAGUUCACUGACUGAGCAUAAGAACCUUGGAAAUGUUGGUGUGUCUGAACAAAACAGCGGCACAAUUAUUACAGCAAAUAUUACUGUGCAGCCAAAAAAGAAAAUAUCCUUUCAGGUAACGAGCAUUGAGUCGACCGAAGGUCGAUCUCGCGGAGAUAGCAAUGGGUAUGACGAUAUUGACGAACUUAACGAAACUGAAGACGUCGAAGAAGAAGAGAUAUAUAACGAGUCUGGUGUGGCUCAUGUAUUAGGUAAUGGUAAUGGAACUUCGAGGUUUAAAGUGGUUAAAAUACCGCGCUAUGAUAGCAAGCCAUACACUCGUGGGCGAUGGAGAUGUUGGGAUUUUGUUAAAUAUCCACCACCUUCCGCUGAACAUCUUUUACCAGACUUACCAGGCUGUAAUUCAGACGUUUCUAAUGAGAAAGGAGAUGCAGACCCUGUUAUUCGAAGUACGUUGACUUUUAGUUCCAAUACAGGAGCUCUGUCUCUAUCUAGCAAUCAAAAUAUUGAUUUUCCUGCAACGGAAGGAAAUUCCCAAGCAAAUUUAUCAAGUGAGACAAACUGUGACGAUAAGAGUCAUAUUAUAACUGUGUUAGAUGCAGUUGAGAAUUCAUUCGUAUCAAAGGCAGACAAUGGUCCAGAUGAGCUUUUGAAUAGUAUCUCUGCUGUUGAAAAUGCAGGUGCUUCGAUCAGUGAAGCUGCUGUAGCAAAUACAGAUGAAGGAUUAUCAAGGUUGGAUUCUGAGGAUGAUAGAGUUGCAGAGAAAAUACUUAAAGCAAUGAGUCAAGUCGUUCAAAUCAAGACGGAUCUUCUACAAGGGGUUAAUGAAGAUGUAAAAAAAUUAAAAUCGACUAUUCAACAGUUAACUAGUGAAAACCAAAAAUUAAAAUCGACUAUUCAACAGUUAACUAGUGAAAACCAAAGACUUAAAGAAGAAAAUGAAUCUCUGAGACAACAGCUUCAAAAUCCUUCCAGUUGAUUUAAUAAAAUGUAUACUAAAUUAAAAAUUAACGCUUUUGGUCGUACACUUGCUAAAAUUUACAAAUAAGAGUACUGUAAAGAGGUCUGACACGGAGCAGAUUGCUUUGAAUUUAUUAACACAUACCUGUGAAUUUUAGGAGUGAACUGGCUUGAAUUUGUAUCUUGUAUUGUCAAAAGGUUUUUCAUACAAGAGGAACUGUUAAAAACAACGAUAUGUUAGAAUUGGUGUGUAUAAACUUAUUCGGUGAAUCGUAGAAAUGACGAAAUUUGGAGUAUAAUGUCGAGUAGGUAUUAAGUCUUGAAAAGACGUUGAAAUUUAUUGCUUUUAUUUGCUUGUUUCAGUACAAAAAAACUGAUAUUUUAUGAUAAAGAUAAUUAGUAUUGUGUACUAAAACUUUAUUUAUAAAUUUCUCGUUCAUGCCGAGUACCAACAAUAUAUUUAUCAGAGAUUUUGUCCUCAGUUUCGAAAAUUUUCAUAGAAUACUAUUUCUUUAAUCUUGUAUUUAGUUCACUAUGGUGCACUAUGGUUUUGCAAAUAAUUUUAGGCGAAAAUUGAAAAUACUCGACUGAACUCAACGUGUAAACGAAACUGUACUAAUAAUGACCUAUACAGUAUGGUAAUCAUUAUAUCGAUUAUUUUAAUGAAUAUUGGCAUAUUAUAAUACGCACAGAA